Molecule: messenger RNA, 414 nt
Organism: Penicillium subrubescens
Lineage: Eukaryota; Fungi; Ascomycota; Eurotiomycetes; Eurotiales; Aspergillaceae
Exons: 1
Coding region: 1-414 (137 amino acids)
Source: RefSeq, a predicted model, not a curated record
AUGCACCCAUCGAUCGCGGGUCCCGGGCCUCCGGUACGUGGGAGUACCUUAUGCUUCCUCCGCGGCCCGCCAUCAACCAUCAAAACCGGCCAACCAUUCAGCGUUACGAUAGGCAUUCCGGCACCUCAACAACCAAAUCCGUCAUCACUAUCCGAGAGCUCAAGCUCAUCCGAAGCUAUCCACCUCUCCCUGAGACUCGCCGCGAAUAACGCCGCUGCGAACCUGCUUAGCGGUAACUUGACGUCGACCAUCGCCCGUGUCAUCGGCCACUCGCCCCCCUCGGUUUCAUUUAGUGGGAUCUAUAUCACCAAAGCUGGCCGGUUUCGAUUGAGGGUUUUACUUGGGAUCGACUCGGGUGUUGGCGUUAGGAUUGCGUCUACGGUGGACUCGGAUAUAUUUGAGGUCUUGGCGUGA